AUAUAGUACUAUGCAAGCGGAGCGAAAGGACACACAGACAGCGCCGCUCGCCCGACACGGGACUCUGGCCGCCCCUCAAGGACAACCUCCCCCCGGGGAUAUGUGGGGCUUGGGAAACUUCCUCGCGGCUGCCACUUCGCCGCCUUUUUAAUCCCUGCCCACCGGGAUCCUUAAUUGCUUGAUUAUUUUUGAGAUUGGGGAGCCUUUGCUAUUGACGGACGCACUCAAGUCCAGCCUCAUUCAUUGGUGGAAGGAGGCUGGAAAUUUCAUCCUUCUUCUACCCCGACUGGCAGAUAAACAGUUCUCCUUCACUCAACUCAGUCGCUGGAUGUUACGGCUUUAAUUCGUGUGGUACAUGCUGGUGGGAUACACAUAAAGAGAUUAUCCCGGAAUGGUGGAUCACCUGCUUCCUUUGGAUGAAUCUUUCUCAUCCACCAGGCCUUCAAUUGGAUAUUUUGGGGACAUGACAGCAAUUGGAAGGUCCUACCAAAUGCUGCCCUCUCCCUUGUCCGAAGAUGACAGUGAUUCUUCCAGCUUUUGCUCAUGUUCCAGCCCUGAUUCCCAGGUUCUUGGCUCAAGCUAUGGGAGCUCAUCAAGCGCUGAGAGCCAGGACAGUAUUUUGGACUAUUUGUUGUCCCAGGCAUCCUUGGGGAAUGGCCAUACCUCCUGGUGGGACAAAAGGAGACUUCAGCCCAUUGUGAAGGACGAACAUUUCCAGAUGCCGGAGUUUAUGGUCGAAAUGGAUGAUGGUGGACCAUUCCAGCCCACCCUUGAGGAGAUAGAGGAGUUUCUUGAAGAGAACAUGGAGACAGAUCUCAAGGAGGGGCCUAAAAGUGAGACCAAAGACAUGAGAGCUUGUAGCCAGAUUACUGUGGCUUCCAUACAGCAAAAAGACCACAUGGUGUCCUAUAGUAGUUUAAAAGACAAUAAAAGUGAACAGUCGAACAGCACAAUGGAAGGUAGCCAUGCAUCAAAUGGAACAGUGUCCCUUGAUGGAGGGAUUCCAGUCAUGCUUCAAAUCCAACCAGUACCAGUUAAACAACAAUCAGACACAAGUCCUAGUUCACAAGGGCAAGCUCAAGACAAUAUUAAAAUUGCCCAGCUCCUGGUCAACAUCCAAGGGCAAACAUUUGCGUUAGUGCCCCAGCUUGUCCAGUCAUCUAACUUGAACUCAUCUUCUAAAUUUGUCCGCAUAGCCCCAGUUCCUAUAGCAGCAAAACCUCUUGGGCCUGGAGGUACAAUCCAGGGUCAAACAGGGGUCAUCAUGGGUCAAAAAUUUCAAAAGAACCCAGCAGCUGAACUUAUUAAAAUGCACAAAUGUACUUUUCCUGGAUGUACCAAGAUGUACACAAAAAGCAGCCAUUUAAAAGCCCAUCUGAGAAGGCACACAGGAGAAAAACCUUUUGCAUGCACAUGGCCUGGUUGCGGAUGGAGAUUCUCACGAUCGGAUGAGCUUUCUCGACAUAGGCGGUCGCAUUCUGGAGUGAAGCCUUACCAAUGUCCUGUGUGUGAAAAGAAGUUUGCUCGAAGCGACCACUUGUCCAAACACGUCAAAGUCCACCGAUUUCCUAGAAGCAGCCGAUCUAUGCGCUCAGGGAACUGAUGUGUCCUGCCUUCUUUCUCCUUUCCAUCUGUCUAUCCAAGAGCAGGUGCUGGCAGCUCUGUCUUCAGUACCUUUCUCUCUCACAAUAAUUUAUUUGUCUCGACCUAACAGCCGAUGCCUUGACUUCACACAUACAUCCUACUUGUUGUCUCCCUCCAUACACCUUUUCCUUAUUCCUUUCCUUUUCUCCACUGCUGCUGCUUCCUUUGAAAAUUACAGUGUUUUAUUUUUAGCUGUUUUCUCCAGCACCAUGAUAAUUUAUGGGCUACUUGCUGCUAGUUAAUUAUAGGUUUGGCAUUCCUGGGGGCUUUGCUCAUGUACAGGGCUAUUCAUUGUAGGUUUUUGUUUUUGUUUUGCUUUGUUUUUUAAAAAAAAUCUUAUUGCAUUAGUCCUAGUUGUCCAUUUUGGAAACAGCAAAUUCCUUUUGAAAUGGAAACAACUCCUUUAUUGAGGGGAAUACUUUGUUGUUGUCAGUGUUUAGUGCAGUGCGGGGCAUUACCAUUAGCUGGAAAUGAUAGCAACUAACAAAAGGAAAAAAAAACAAGAAGCCAUUCUGGAAGGCUAUGUGUACGUGCAUGUGUAUUAACCAGGAUAGUUUGAAAAAGUUACUUUUUUGAACAGACUUCCAAAGCCCCACAAUGAGCAAGGAGCGAAAGCAGAACCUAAGAGAGUCUGUAGAUUAUUUUUCAAAUUGUAAUUAUAAUUAUGGACAGGACACAGUUUUACCAGGUUUCUGUUUGUAAUCAGAGUUUGUGAUUUGAAUCAGAAUUGUGGUUCUCCCAAGCACAGCAUAAUACCAAGAUAGUCCUUUGGAAUCAUCGAUCCACCAGUUGUUUCUGCUCUUCACUUUGUGGCUCUUUUUCCCUACUCGUUCCAUCCUGUUCUGCCAUUUUCCAUUUUUUAUUCUCUCAGUGUGAAAGAAAGGCAGGGCAGAAAUGAUUAAACAUUGGCAUGGGGGAGGGGGAGAGAAGAGGAAUUUUUGUUUCUUGAUAAUUGACUACCCUAUAUCCUCAUGUAUAAGUCAUAGAAUCAUAGAACUGUAGGGUUGGAAGACCCCACAUGGGCCAUCCAGUCCAACCCUCUGCCAGUUAGAAAUUUUAGCAAAAAAAUCAAAACCCCUGAAUCAAUGUAUCCACAGGUCAAACUGAGUACUGUAACUUUUUAUCAAAAAAGGAAUCAUCUCCUUCUCUGAGCAGAAUGGCACACAAUAAGAACUUAGUCCAUCUCAGGAGAAACCAAAAGAAGCACAAACCCCUUCUAUUCUUUCUGCCGGGGUGCUACUUCUGACCUUUUUGAAAGUGGUCAAGGACUUCUAAUCACCACCCUUGUGGUCACUUGGUGUCUUUACAGACUAAAAGGUGAACAAACAGAUCUUGGAAGUAACUAGUUAGAAAUAAGAAACACAUAAUUACUUCUUUCCCCCAAUAACAGAACCAUGACUACAGUACAUAAAGGUUAUAAUCUCACAGGGGAUAAAUUUACCUAUUUUGCCAUCUUACUGUAAUGUUUUGCCAUCUUUCUAUGAUAGGAAUACAGCAUCACUAAACAUUGGGAGAAAGAUAUAAUAUGUUUGGAAUACUGGCUUGUGCUGUACUUUGUGUUCUGUCAUGAGUGUUGAUGUAUCAGGGAGGGAGGUUGGAGAAGAAUGUUUUCUUACCAGCAGCUUUUAAUAUUGAGAUUUAUUUUGGGGAAAAACCCUACCUAUGUGAUAAUUAUUUGAAUUGCUUUUUAGAAGUGAGCAAUGAAGCCAUUGCUUUAAAAAUAAUGAUAGCAAUAUCUAACGACUUUGAGGGUGGCCCUUUAAACUAAAACUGCAGUAGCCUCUCCACUUCCUUGGGAAUUAGAGGCUCAGGAUUAGUGUAAAAGGGAAAACCUAUAAAUGAAAACAUACACUUUUUCAGUUUGAGGGAACACCGCUCUAGCAUAUAUUCAUGUGUCCUCCACAGGACGUUGACCAUAGAAGCAUGCUGGAUGAUCUACAAACACCUAGAGAAGUGUUUUCUUUAGGCACCUCUAGGUCCUCCAGUGAACCCGUAUAGCAAACUUUUGGUUUAAGUUGACCAUAGAUUCCUAGAGCAAGCAAAUUAAUCACAUCCACAAAUAGUAAAACCACAAAAGCUAAACUUGCAAAUGUGGGGGGCCGAUAGUAAUUUGGGGGGGGGGGGUUGUCUGGUUUUUUUUUAAUUCAGGCUCUGUAAAUAUAUUUGAGUGCCAUGUCCCCAUGUUUACAAUAUGGAAUUAAAUCCUUGUCCCUGGUGCCUGGGAUGAGGGAACUUAAGACUUAGUGAAUGUUUUACGAAAGCACUUUUAGCGCCUUUGGAGGCAAGUGGUGCCCAAGCGUGGAGUCUCCUUACAGGCCACUAUUAAGAGAACAGUGCAACUGGGGGUGUUCUAGCCAGCUAGCAUGGUAGCUGUUAAGGGCUUUCAGAAGAGAAUAUAUGCAUACGUAUAUAAAAAUAAAUAAGUAAAUACAUAUAAGCAGAUGCUGGAUGCAGAAUUAUUGUGUGAGGCAACACUUUCUUCCCUCUGUCCUCUUCUUUCUGUACUUUGCUGAUUGUAUGAAGCUUCCUAGCAAAUAGAAUCUGUUAAUAAGAAAUGACUUUU
Molecule: messenger RNA, 4207 nt
Organism: Anolis carolinensis (green anole)
Lineage: Eukaryota; Metazoa; Chordata; Lepidosauria; Squamata; Anolidae
Gene: klf15
Product: KLF transcription factor 15
Exons: 4
Coding region: 392-1603 (403 amino acids)
Biological process (GO): regulation of transcription by RNA polymerase II
Molecular function (GO): DNA-binding transcription factor activity, RNA polymerase II-specific; RNA polymerase II cis-regulatory region sequence-specific DNA binding
Source: RefSeq, a predicted model, not a curated record